Xenopus laevis (African clawed frog) is the source of this 1377-nucleotide messenger RNA. RefSeq names its product phospholipase A and acyltransferase 4 L homeolog (gene plaat4.L). Gene Ontology annotation, cellular component: cytoplasm. Gene Ontology annotation, molecular function: A2-type glycerophospholipase activity; glycerophospholipid phospholipase A1 activity. The record is from RefSeq and is a predicted model, not a curated record. The transcript has 5 exons. Lineage: Eukaryota; Metazoa; Chordata; Amphibia; Anura; Pipidae. Bases 224 to 700 code for a protein of 158 amino acids. Gene Ontology annotation, biological process: N-acylphosphatidylethanolamine metabolic process.
AUCAUGCACUUAAACCCUGAACUUUGGCAUAUCAUCUGGUAACCUCUCUGGCCGUGACACAUGAUCCUCACGUUGCGUGACAGAAGAAUGUGAGAUAUUUAGAAGCAGACAGAGACUGGGAUGACUGUCAUUUCCCCUUUACCUUUUCCUGUUCCUGCUUGUCAGUUUCAGGAGACCGUGAAGGAUCCAAAAAGGCCAGAAGCGGAGACAGACAGCAGAGGACAUGCCUUUGGCAUCGGGUUCACCUCCAAAGCCAGGAGAUCUGAUUGAAUUCAUCCGCCCUCUUUAUCAGCAUUGGGGUAUUUAUGUUGGAGAUGGGUAUGUUGUGCAUUUAACAGAUCAGGAAGGCUGGUCAAGUUUGUCUUCAGCUCUAGGGGGCACAGCUAUAGUCAGGAAGGACCUUCUGGAAAAUGUUGCUGAUGGCUGUAAUUACAGGGUGAACAACAAGUAUGACCUGAAGGUGCAACCAUACCCACCAGAAAAAGUGGUACAAGCAGCAAUGGAACUGGUGGGGCAAACACUGCCAUACAGUGUCACCAGCUCCAACUGUGAACACUUUGUCACUGCAAUGAGAUAUGGGGACCGUUUCUCUGAUCAGGUGGAUAAUGCUUCAAUAUAUGCUGCAGUUGGAGGUGGAGCUUUAGCUGCUACAAUCGCCUUUGUCUAUGCCUUUAUGAGGAACAAGCGGCAAAACCAGUGAUGUUAUACCUUCAACCAUACACAGACCAGCAGAGUAUUAUGUGGUUCUGAAAUAGCACAAAACCAGGCCAGGAGCCCUAGAGGUGCUACAAAAGCGAUUCGCUUGCUGUGUGACCUUACACAAAGUAUAGCCUUGAAUAGUAUGUUUUAUGAGACUUAUAUCCUAACCAAUAAGAGCCUUGCUGUGUGCCUUAAGCAUUACAUUGCCAGAAGCAAGAGUGGCUUCAAUUAUUUCAUCUCUAAUAACAGUCUUUAACAUUUUAUCUAGGCAUGGAAUUGAUCAGGUUGUUUGAAGUGGCUAUCUAUGAGGACAGCUAGACUGGUAGAAAAAUACUAAGCUCUUGGCCAAAGUGGUCAACCCUUUCAGUCAACCCAGACAGGUUGAUCAGCCGAUGACUUACUGCACAUGAUUUCCUACAUACAUGAGAAAACACAUGUGCAAUUUUAAUGUAAUUGUGAUCUUGCUAUUUGGCUAUUUGAGUUUUUGCUUUGAGGGAAAAGGACCAAACUUGUUUGCCCAGCAGCACCAAAGGUGACACUACCUCACUUAUCUCCUGCUUUAUUAUACAAUAAGCUUUAUUUUAAACUCUCCAGGACUAGAUCAUUACUACCAGAACUCCAUAGAGUAUCAGGUUUGCCUUUCUUGUACAAAUCAAUAAACUGGAGUGCCCCCGGAAA